GUGACUGAGCGCAUAUGCAGCCAGCGGCUCUCCGUCAUCCAGCCGCUAUUCUCAGCGAUACACAGACGCUCAGGAUCAGCCGGGAUUCCUCUGUUAUGCAGCAUCGGCCGUGUGGUCGGGAUGGAGCUGGCCCGAAUAAUUCUCUAAAAUAAGGGAAACUGCUCACGGAGAUCAAGAUGGUGUCGUGGAUCAUCUCGCGGAUGGUGGUCCUAGCCUUUGGGACCCUCUACCCAGCCUAUUCCUCCUAUAAAGCUGUGAAGACGAAAAACGUCAAGGAGUAUGUGAAAUGGAUGAUGUACUGGAUAGUGUUUGCGCUUUUUACAACAGCAGAGACCAUCACAGAUAUGCUCCUCUCCUGGUUCCCAUUUUAUUUUGAGCUGAAAAUUGCCUUUGUUAUUUGGCUGUUGUCCCCGUACACAAAGGGCUCCAGCGUGCUGUACCGCAAGUUUGUGCACCCCACGCUCUCCAAUAAAGAGAAGGAAAUUGAUGAGUACAUAACCCAGGCUAAAGACCGCAGUUAUGACACCAUGAUGCGGUUUGGGAAGAGAGGCCUUAACAUCGCAGCCACUGCAGCAGUCACAGCUGCCACUAAGGGUCAGGGUGUGUUAUCAGAAAAACUGCGCAGUUUCAGCAUGCAGGAUCUGACUCUCAUUCAGAAUGAAGACGAGCUGCUGCUGGACGCCGCAGAUGACACGCACAUCGCAGCCACGUUGCCGCGUGUUAAACCGGCCGCACGCACAGUUCGUGCGACGCCCAUACCGGCAGACAGCGAAUCGCAACACAGCUCUCGCUCUGAUGACCUACCAGAUAACAGAACUGAGCAUUCAGAUGAGGAUGCAGUCGAUAAAGCCCCUAAACGCACUCCAAGCAUCAGAGCUGCCAAGAAACCAGCAGCUGCCAAGACAGAGCAGACCACCAAGACAGUGAAGAAACAGCCAAAGAAGAAAGUGACCACCACGGCCAACAACAACGCUGAAGCGCAAUAGUGUUCAUUCUUACCUGAGCGACACAUACGCAUGCUUUUCCAUGCUAACAUCCCAAACUCUGCUUUUUACUUUCGAGGCCACUUACUAACACAUAAGAUACAUCGCCUGGAGCGGUUUUCUAUUUUGGUUAAAUACAGUGUGUUCAUUUAGACCGCAGCAUUCCCAGUUCCCUUGUUCCAAAAGCCCAUUUUGAAAGCUUCGCCUAUCUACUGUCAGCGUCCACACUUCUGUGCGUCUAAGAGGAAUGCUGGGUCAUAUCUUGUUCUGUUCUCAGUAGGCCUUAAUAUUAGGCCAUCUCUGUAAAGCCUGAGACCAAAAGCAGUGCCUGCACAUAAUCAUAUACAUAAACACGCUCCCUUCCAUUCCAGGCCAAAACUCCACGGUUUCCAUUAUAAAGGCCGGUUUCCGUUUUUAGCAUGUGGGACACACACUAUGAGACGAACAAGAAAUGGGACGAAAAAAAUGAAGCUGUUAAAGGGUUCGAAAUGGGGAGGGAAAAAGGAGAUACAAAAGCUUGACUUGAACAGAAGAUCAGCCUCUGAUCACCCAGAGCUGCAAACACAGUUCUGUCUUUAGUCGGGGUCGUAAUACAUCAGUAACCCGUGACUUGAUUUGAAUAUUUAUGCCCGGGGAGGUCAGAUCUCAACUGGAGGCUACAGACCCUCGAAAGGCUCUUGAUAUUAAUAGCGCUUUUGUCAGCGAGAGCUGGUGGUGUUCAGCUUGCAUAAUGGCUCCCGUUUGAUGGCUGCGUUGCUUGUGAAUAUUAUGGUAGAGGUGUAUGAUGUUACCUCCACUUGUUUUAGACAUUACAAAAAUCUAGAAGUAUAUAUUAAGACAUUGCAUUAGGUGAAACGGUCUGCAUUAGAUCACAGAGGCAGUCAGAAGUUGUACGUCAGAUAUCUGGGGUUUUGGUAACAGGAGUUGCAUGUUGGUUAGUGAAGAACAAGAUCUUUUUGUUUGGUGUUCACUGCCUCUUGAAGACAAAUUCACAUGGUCUGUGUUUUCAGUGUCUCUGAAAAGCUCACACUGUUGUAAUUUCACAGACUUAUUUGAUGGGCUUUUUCUCUUUGUUUUUUUCUUGAUAUUUUCUAUCAGUCUGUGUUGUUGUGCUGUGAGCUGACUCACUGGGUUAAACACCAACUCUCGGUUAAUGUCGUGGGAAUCUGGAGGUUUGAUGUUGAAGGUGGUGACAUUUUUUCCAAGUCAUUAUUUAAAACCAUCUUAACGGUGCUUUUAGAGUAGAUGCUUGCCCAAAACAGACCCCUGAACUUUUGUGGUUCUUUUUUUUUUU
This is a messenger RNA of Triplophysa rosa, 2277 nucleotides long. It is a transcript of the gene reep2, whose product is annotated as receptor accessory protein 2. The record is from RefSeq and is a predicted model, not a curated record. Gene Ontology annotation, molecular function: microtubule binding; taste receptor binding. The transcript is spliced from 8 exons. Lineage: Eukaryota; Metazoa; Chordata; Actinopteri; Cypriniformes; Nemacheilidae. Gene Ontology annotation, biological process: endoplasmic reticulum tubular network organization. Bases 177 to 986 code for a protein of 269 amino acids. Gene Ontology annotation, cellular component: endoplasmic reticulum membrane; cytoplasmic microtubule; endoplasmic reticulum tubular network.